This is a messenger RNA of Polyodon spathula (Mississippi paddlefish), 3676 nucleotides long. RefSeq names its product parathyroid hormone/parathyroid hormone-related peptide receptor-like. Gene Ontology annotation, molecular function: G protein-coupled peptide receptor activity; peptide hormone binding; parathyroid hormone receptor activity. The record is from RefSeq and is a predicted model, not a curated record. The transcript is spliced from 13 exons. Bases 634 to 2301 code for a protein of 555 amino acids. Gene Ontology annotation, cellular component: plasma membrane. Lineage: Eukaryota; Metazoa; Chordata; Actinopteri; Acipenseriformes; Polyodontidae. Gene Ontology annotation, biological process: cell surface receptor signaling pathway; adenylate cyclase-modulating G protein-coupled receptor signaling pathway.
GAGCACAUCCCUCCGCAAACAGGCAGAGCAGAGCAGCGUCUGAAAGCAGCUCUGCAGAGUUCUGUACAAGAGGAGACCGCUCUCUCAGCACAGGCACAGAAGACGGGAGAGUUGAGCUGCUGCAAGGACUGGCAAGCCACAGGAGACACGAGGAGACACUCCUGCAACACAAAAGAGAGAAUCUGCUGAACCACCUCGAGGGAGCAUCACAGAAACUAGAAUUCACAGCAAACUGCAGCAGCUCCUCGUUCCUUUACAGAGACACACUUCAACGUGCGUUAUGUUCAAAACAUACUCUGGAUUCUACACCCAGUCAGAAGGGAGAAGAGCUUUACAAGUCAGGAAUGGGGAAAACUUUUAACACGAGCCGAGGUCACUGUUAAGCAACUGGCUUUCUUCCGAUACUCUUUGCACAGGUCUUUCAACGCGUUUCCAUUUCUUUCAUCACUAGAAAUGUUUCUCUUUGACGGUAAGCGCUGCCGAAGAUUUCUUUAGUGGCACCGGAUCAGACGAUGCUGAGUCUUCAACUGGAAGGAAUAAGACGCCUGUCUCAGGAGAGAGUGGUUCAGUGACAGCAGCAGCAGGCAGAAAAGAGCGUAGGUUGGAGGAGUUAGAGCUGGAGCUGGGGAGACGAUGGAGGACUGGCUCAGUGUGUGCACCGCUGUGCUCAUGUUCUGGAGCUCAGCUCUCAGCACGGUCUAUGCACUGGUUGAUGCAGAUGACGUCAUUACGAAAGAAGAGCAGAUCUACUUGUUGGUUGAAGCCAAACUUAGAUGUGAAAGAAAGAUCAAAACUCAGCUGGAGAAAAUCAAAGAGGGAUUGUGUCUGCCAGAGUGGGAUGGGAUCACCUGCUGGCCGGAGGGAGGCUGUAACAAGCUGGUGUCCAUCCCCUGUCCAGAGUACAUCUACGACUUCAACCACAGAGGACAUGCCUACCGCAAGUGUGACCAGUCUGGGAACUGGGAGCUGGUUCCCGGUCUAAACCGAACAUGGGCCAACUACACGGAGUGCACUGACUUCUUGCUGUCUGAGCAGAGGAACAAAGAGGAGGAGGUGUUUGACAGGCUGCACGUUAUGUACACGGUGGGAUACUCGGCCUCCCUGGUGUCGCUCAUCGCAGCCGUGGCGAUUCUCUGCUACUUCAAACGGCUGCACUGCACUCGGAACUGCAUCCACAUCCACCUGUUCACCUCGUUCAUGUGUCGCGCGCUCAGCAUCUUCGUGAAGGACGCUGUGCUGUACUCUGUGAGCGUGCCCGAAGAUCUGCACAGGACCCAGGGCCCCGAGCUGAGGGGUGAGCUGGGCUCUGAGCCGGGACAGCGACCGCAGCUCGUGGGCUGCAAGGUAGUGGUAACUCUCUUCCUCUACUUUCUGGCUACCAAUCACUACUGGAUCCUGGUGGAGGGGCUCUACCUGCACAGUCUCAUCUUCAUGGCCUUCCUGUCCGACAAGAACUACCUGUGGGCCCUCACGGUCAUCGGCUGGGGAGUCCCGAUGGUGUUCGUGUCGGUGUGGGCGAGUGCUCGAGCCUCCCUGGCAGACACACAGUGCUGGGACCUCAGUGCUGGGAAUCUGAAGUGGAUCUACCAAGUACCCAUUCUAGCCGCUGUCAUGGUGAAUUUCUUCCUGUUUCUCAAUAUUGUGCGAGUGCUGGCCUCUAAACUGUGGGAGACCAAAACUGGCAAGCUGGACCCCAGGCAGCAGUACAGGAAGCUGCUCAAGUCCACGCUGGUCCUGAUGCCCCUGUUUGGGGUGCACUAUGUGGUGUUCAUGGCUCUGCCCUACACAGAUGUGUCAGGGGUGCUGUGGCAGGUACAGAUGCACUACGAGAUGCUCUUCAACUCCUCUCAGGGCUUCUUUGUGGCAUUCAUUUUCUGCUUCUGCAAUGGAGAGGUGCAGGCGGAGAUCAGGAAGGCCUGGCUGCGCCGGAGCCUGGCCCAGGAUUUGAAGCAGAAGGCUCGAGUGACCAGCAGCUGGGGAGGAAGCUGCUACUAUGGAGGGAUGAUCUCGCACGCCACCAACAGCGUGAGCAUGAGCAUCGCGGGCGCCGCGGCCAAGGGGGUCCCUGGAGGUCUGUCCCUGAGUGCCCGACUCCGCGCCCCCUCUCCGCAUGCCCUCGUCAGCCUGCCUGGCUACAUCCCCAGCAGCCCUGAGCCCAGCCUCAGCCCCGUCCUGGAGCCGGGCCGCAGGAGGUGGAGAGAGAGGGAGGGAUCCAAGGAGAGCAACGCGGCCCUGAAGACCCCCCAGGACAGAUCCCCCAGCCCCACUUCCUCGCACAGGGAGUUUGAGACAGUACUGUGAGCUCGGCAACAACACUGCCAGGCUGUCCUUCCCCUAUGAACAGAGACUGCUGUAUUAAACCCUCUUUCUUAUUCUGCUCACGCUUACUCGGUCUUACUGCUCGUUCGGUAAUAUAUAUAUUUUUGUCAGCAUGGUGUGAUUCUUCUUCGCUAAUAGAGUCAUGCCCUCUAUGGAACAAACUCAUUUUGCUUCAUAAAGUUCAAUGAAAUCCGUUGAAAAAUGUUACGUUAACAUAUUGAAUUACACACCGCUUUGUAGUUUUCCCAUAUACUUAACGCAAAACUGACAAACAGAAAAAUUUGACAUUUCGAGAGCUAACCUGAAAUACUGUGCUUCUGUUAUGGCUGCUGGUAGACUUUUGUGACGUCAUUUUGUAGUGUCUUUGAUUUCAUGAUGUGAGCAGGGCUGAACUGUUCUGCCUCCCAGCGUGCUCACAAAAGGACAUUCUUCGACCAGAAGAGAUGGGGUCAGCUGUACGUGUUAACUGAUUGUAAAUCGUGUUAGAAAAAAGAGCACAACACAUAACUAAUGUCAUUCUCCGUUUUCUUGCCCACCGUUCUUACAGCAUUUCCUUUUUCAGUCUGUAUAUUGAUAAAACUGAAGCACAGCAGCUCCUGUACCCUGAGUGAGUGAGAGCAGGAGCUGCUCCUGUACUCUGAGUGAGUGAGAUCAGGAGCAGCUCCUGUACUCUGAGUGAGUGAGUGAGAUCAGGAGCAGCUCCUGUGCUCUGAGUGAGAUCAGGAGCAGCUCCUGUACUCUGAGUGAGUGAGUGAGAUCAGGAGCAGCUCCUGUACUCUGAGUGAGUGAGAUCAGGAGCAGCUCCUGUGCUCUGAGUGAGAUCAGGAGCAGCUCCUGUACUCUGAGUGAGUGAGAUCAGGAGCUGCUCCUGUACUCUGAGUGAGUGAGAUCAGGAGCAGCUCCUGUGCUCUGAGUGAGAUCAGGAGCAGCUCCUGUACUCUGAGUGAGUGAGAUCAGGAGCAGCUCCUGUGCUCUGAAUGAGAUCAGGAGCAGCUCCUGUGCUCUGAGUGAGAUCAGGAGCAGCCCCUGUACUCUGAGUGAGUGAGAUCAGGAGCAGCUCCUGUACUCUGAGUGAGUGAGACCAGGAGCUGCUCUUUAGUUCCAGCUGCCUUGCGCAGACAUGCGUACUGCAGGCAUUGUGUCUAUAAGAGUGAGCGCUGGAAUUGUUAUCAGAAACGUUAAGCAUUACUGAAUACAAAAGGUAAAGAAAAUGCAUCUACUUGCUGUUUGAUUUAUUACCCCACACUGGGGGGCUUGGCAUCCCUGUCUAUUCCCUGGAGCGUUCUGUCUUGAAAUGCACACUGGUGCUUGUCUUUCUAUUUCAGGAUGUCUUUGUGUUUGUUUAUAUAUAUAUAUA